Hevea brasiliensis (rubber tree) is the source of this 790-nucleotide messenger RNA. RefSeq lists its product as uncharacterized. NCBI's taxonomy places the organism in Eukaryota, Viridiplantae, Streptophyta, Magnoliopsida, Malpighiales, Euphorbiaceae. Bases 111 to 647 code for a protein of 178 amino acids. The transcript has 3 exons. Gene Ontology annotation, cellular component: chloroplast. The record is from RefSeq and is a predicted model, not a curated record.
ACAAAAAAUUUUUAUGUGGGAACUGGAUUAUAAUAGCCUCACAAAGCCGUGGAAUUGAAACCUUCAAAGCUCCUGGAAUUUACCAAAACACAGAAAAAUAUAUACAUUCCAUGGCCUUAAAUUUCAGUGCUUUUUCUCCCUCAACUCCUCACUUUCUAAUAAUCCCACAGCACAAGCUUUACUCUUCUUGUAGAAGAAUAUUUGCUAAACCAGAAGGUGCUGAAAGUGGAGUAACCGAGCAAGAACUUCCUUCUUCUUUUUCUGGGUCGUUGUCCUCCACUCGCUCGCAGCUAGAUCUCUUGGAUCAGCUCACAUCCACCACCCCAUCAUCAGCUGAUACUGCUGGGUACGAAAGUGAUGGUAGCUCCAGGAAACUUACUAUUCGAGAGCAGCUUGUGCAAUUGGUAGGAGAAAGAGAUGAGGAUGAAGAUUUCAGCAUUCCACUGGGGAAAAAUCUGAAGAAGGUGAGUUCAAAGUUCUUAACUAUUUCACAGAAGAGAAACAUUAGAAGACAAGCUUACUUGGAUGAAGUAUCUCAGAGGAAUGACUCUGUUUUCUUUGCAACCAUUGGGGCUUUCGUAAUCCUCCCGCCUAUUAUAAUCUUAGGAAUUGCAAUCUUAACUGGUUAUGUGCAGCUUUUUCCAUGAUGUGUACAUAUGCAUAGAAAUUGUUCCAGAGAAAAGCUACUCAUUGCUCCAAUCAGGUGUAGUUGCUGCUUGCUAGUAUACUUGUGAGUGUAUCGAGAUGAUAGAUACCUCCUGAUAUUAUCAAGAUGAUAGAUGCCUCCUGA